This is a messenger RNA of Aspergillus heteromorphus CBS 117.55, 764 nucleotides long. RefSeq names its product putative 2-hydroxychromene-2-carboxylate isomerase. Lineage: Eukaryota; Fungi; Ascomycota; Eurotiomycetes; Eurotiales; Aspergillaceae. Gene Ontology annotation, molecular function: glutathione transferase activity; glutathione peroxidase activity. The record is from RefSeq and is a predicted model, not a curated record. The coding region runs from base 83 to 610 and encodes 175 amino acids. Gene Ontology annotation, cellular component: mitochondrion; peroxisome. The transcript has 3 exons. Gene Ontology annotation, biological process: glutathione metabolic process.
CUAGAAACUGACACCCCUGAAGAACUCCCCCGCCUUCUCCAAGUGCGACAUCACCUAUGUCCCCAUCUUUUUGGGCGCUCUCAUGAGCGCAUGUGGGAAUACCGCACCCAUCCGGAUCAAGAACAAAGACAGGUGGAUUAACCGGGAACGUUUACGUUGGGCCCGCUACUUCUCUGUUCCGAUCGUCGAAACGACCCCGGAAGGGUUCCCGCCCCGGACUCUGAGCACGCAGCGGGCUCUCUGUGCCGUUGAGCAGAAGUUCCCCGACAAGCUUGCGCCCGCGAUCGCGGCGCUCUAUCAACUGUUCUGGGUGGAGGGGAAUCCGAACAUUGCGCAGCCGGAAUGCUUCGGUCCGGUUCUGGAGAAAGUACUAGGGAAGGACGAGGCACAGGUGGUCCUGGAGCAUAUGAAUCACCCAGAGAUUAAGGAACGGUUGACCACGAACACCGAUCGAGCAUUCAAGUCGGGCGCGUUCGGCAUUCCCUGGUUCGAGUGCACCAACAGCAAGGGCCAAACCGAGGGGUUCUGGGGUGUCGAUCAUUUAGGCCAGGUGGCUGACUUCUUAGAGUUGGAUAUCAAGCUGGAGAAGGGGUUCAAGGCCGUUCUGUGAGCCAAGGGGUGGUGAGAAUUGAUUUCCAUAUUUUAUCUCAUGCCAGAUGACGAUUCACUAUCUAUUUACCCUCCUGUGGACUCCCGACUCCCAUUACCUUAACGCAUACACAUAUCAAGCGCCCACCGCUUCUUUUGAAAACUAUUGCCUCCUC